ACUCGCUUCGCUCGCAGUUAACUGAACGGUGUUGAAUUGAGGAGGGUCUGCUGAGGGACUGACUUGUCUGAUAGCUUUAUUUUUUAUUGGUGCUGUGUGCUGCUGCGUACUUGGAAAGAUCAAAGCCGAGGAGUUUUGCAAGCUGAUUCUUCUAAUCAUUCGGUGGAUCUUGAUUGCGUUUGGCGUUGAGUGUUGUUGAUCGUAGUGAAAUAAGCCUCAAGGACUACGAUGAAAUUGUUGGUGAGAUGCAGCCUGCUUUUAAUGGCCGGGCUGGCCAUAUGCAGUGCUCAAGAUGAUUCCUUCACCACAACCCCAAGUUCCACAACAGCGAGUGAACCUUCCACCACAGUACCAACUACAAAUACUACAACGACGACUACUAAUGCACCAACUACUAAGAGUACAACAACGGCACCACCGCACACAACUACAACGCCAGUACCAACUACUACUGCUGCGCCUACAACAACUAGCACUGCUGUGCCACCGUCACCCACUCCUGCGCCCGGACCGGUACCAGAGCCCGAAGUAGGCACCUGGACCUGGACCAACUCUACAACCAAUCGCACCUGUAUUCUAACUCAAAUGGCUCUGCAGCUUAACGUUAGCUAUCUGGAUACCGCCGGCAAACCAACUCACGUUUUGUACGACAUCCCGAAGGAUGCUCGCGCCAUCAACGGUUCCUGUGGCACUGAUUCGCAAUAUAUGCAGCUUGCCUGGGGUCCACCUUCAGCGCAAAGCAGCUUCCUUGAAGUCGACUUCGCUUUAAAUGUCACUGAGCAUGAAUUCACGCUUUCCGGCAUGGCUUUUCAACUCGCCGUCAAUAACGGUUCGUUCCCCAACGCUAAAGCUAACCAAACUAUUACGUUGCUCAAUAAGCAACCGAUGUUCAAAACACCUCUGGACAUGUCCUACCACUGCAACCGUGCCCAGCUGCUCAACCUAACUUCUAUUGAUCCCACUGGAUUGAACUCAACUGUUACGGUGUCGAAGCUACAGUUUGAAGCGUUCCACAACAAAGCCAACUCUAAAUUCUCGAUCGCCAAGGAUUGCGAUGCCAUUGACACACCGGAUAUCGUUCCGAUUGCCGUCGGGUGCGCUCUUAUUUUGUUGAUUGUGAUUGUACUGAUCGCCUAUCUGGCCGGACGACGAAGCACUCGGUCCCGAGGUUAUCUGAGCAUGUAAAGUGUGUCCUGCUUCGAGCGAACGAUUGGUUCGUAUCAAAAUCUGUUGCCAUUCCCCGGCAGCUUCUUUUCCCGGAAUAUUUCUGUUACCUUACUAUCUCACAUCGAAAGAAGCUCUAUCAAAUUUAAACCCAUCAUGCCGGGGGAACUGAUUAAACUUGCUUGUUCGAUACUUUUCUCCCAAGCUUUUGCAGUCUAAGCGAAUAUGAACGUCCUGGAUGGAAGGAAAAACCACUUCCAGUGUUAUGGUCUUUCGAGCCAAGGCUAGUUAGCUGUAUACAAAAAAAAAUAUUCAGUUUGUGUAAAAUGUUAUAUUCGAGAGAAUUUUUCACUGAUGCAGUUUUGUCCAAUAGGGAAAAUCUCCGUUUAACUGGAAACCAAAAACGUAUAGGAGAACAUUUUAGAUUAAAGUCAAACCACAUAAAUAGACCAAGGGGUUUAGGAACAAAACAAACAAUUAGAAAGACAAACAAAAACAUACGAAAUUCUGUUUAUAUUAUACCUUUCUGUAGUUCGAUAGUGUAAUUUUUAUGAAUCAAUAAAGAGUAAAAACAGUU
Molecule: messenger RNA, 1741 nt
Organism: Wyeomyia smithii (pitcher-plant mosquito)
Lineage: Eukaryota; Metazoa; Arthropoda; Insecta; Diptera; Culicidae
Gene: Lamp1
Product: lysosome-associated membrane glycoprotein 2
Exons: 4
Coding region: 229-1185 (318 amino acids)
Cellular component (GO): membrane
Source: RefSeq, a predicted model, not a curated record